Cuscuta campestris is the source of this 2891-nucleotide messenger RNA. Lineage: Eukaryota; Viridiplantae; Streptophyta; Magnoliopsida; Solanales; Convolvulaceae. The record is from the annotation of a GenBank genome assembly.
CGGAGACUCAACCGGAACCGUCCGGAUCGAAAAAAGUACACGCUGGAAAAGCCACAAAGCCAAAAGCACGAUGACCGAGGCGACACGGUCAAUCCAAAAGUGGACGCCAAAGGAGGAGUGCAUAUUGGCGUCGGCUUGGGUUGACGUCUCCGAGCAUCCUAUCAUUGGUUCGGAGCAAACAAAGGAUGCGAUGUGGGAUCGUAUCGAGGAGAAGUUCUUCACGACGAUGAAGAAGGACGGCUUCUACCGAACCCGGGACCAACUCACAUCCAAAUGGAGCCACAUCAACAAAAAAGUUCGAAAGUUUAUCGGAGUUUACGAGGAAUGCUCCCGGUCUCGGAGGAGCGGGACGAACGACGCCGAUGUUCUCCGGCUUGCCACGACCCGGUAUCAGGACGACGGGCACCAAGGCAAGGUGCCCAUCGAUCUUUGGAAGAUUUUGAGCCGUUCCCCGAAGUGGCAACAACUCAACAAUCCCGACGACGGAUCGUUUCGGAAAAGAUCCACUGUCGACACCGAGGUUGAGGUCGACGAGACUAUCGGUUCAACCGAUCAAAUCCCUCCCUUCAACGUUGCGGAUUCCGAUGACGAGGACCCCAUUCCACGGCCGAUCGGAAGAAAGAAGGCAAAAUCCAUUGCCUCUGGUUCGGGAGGGUCCGCCUCUGUUUCCGCUUCUUCCCGCGACGAAAUCGGCCGGGAAAUAGUUGAACAACUUCGGGCGUUCAAUCUCCGAGAACAAGAGAGAUUGAAGCUAAAGGAGAAGGAGUUGAAGCUAAAGGAGCGGGAGGCCGAGAUGAAAGUCAUGCAAACCGACCUCGGGAAGUUGUCGGAGAUUGGACUAAUGAUCUACGAGCAAAGAAUAAGAGAGAUCAAGGAGAAAUAUAAUUUACCUUAGUUUUUUAUUAAUGUAUCUUUUUUUAAAUUAUUGCCGCUUUUUUUAUUUAAUUAAUGUAUUUUUUAUUAUUCAUGUUUCAAUUUAAUGAAGGUUUGAAGCCCCAAUUUGAAGCCCUGGGGCUUCAAACAUCAAACCCGUAAAUUUUGGGGUAAGUUAAAGCUGACGUGACAGAGAGCCCGGAGCUUGAAACGUAUUUCUAGUGCUCUGAGAAUAUAAAUCACCAGUAUAUAAACAUGAAAAAGAUUCUCAGCCUGUGUGAUUAGGUUUGUAGCCCAGAGAAAGGAUUGAGGCAGGAAGAGAGGGAUGGGAGUUUCUUGAAAGGGCAGUUGCUUCCUUCUCUAUCUGCUCAUGAUUUCUCUGUCACGCCACUUUUCCAAAACAGCCCUUUUGAUCUUUCUUCUUCGCAAGAAAGAAACUCAAAAAGAGAAAGAAGAAAACAAAACAUUAUUAUUACUCCGUAUUAUUAUUAUUAUUAUUAUCAUCAUCAUCAUUGUUGUUGUUGCUGUUGUGAUCCUAGCUAGCUUUCUCUUGUGACCUAUGGUGAAGAGGCUGUGAUGAUAUCCUUUUUCCGCGUUUCCUCUUCUCUGGGCUACUGAAAUUUAGGGUUUUGUUUGACCCGAUCCGUAUCUUGGCGGGGCAAUUCGGAAACAGACCCGGUUCUUGCAGCCAUGGCGGUUUCGGCUCACCACUUCCCUCUGGAAACACGGAUCUGAGCCCUAUUUAAUUUCAAACUUUUGUGUCUUUUUUGUUAAUUUCAGUUGAAGAUGUUUUACAGUGGAAGCGGAUUGGGUUAAUUAUACUAAUUUUGAUGAAAUAUUAGAUUUCUUCUUGAAUAAAUGAAUGCAUGAAACAAAACUGGUUUUUUUAUUUACAGAAAUCCAAUCUUUCAUUCGUUCCUUCAUUUUUUUAAACUUCUCAUUUCUUGCGAAGUUCUACAAGGGAAUUGGUUUGAUGUUUUGGAUUAUGAGGCUUUAUGUAAAGUUUAAGAGGGGUGAAUUAGUUUCAAGGGUGGUUGCUCCCCCUCUUUCGUGUUCUGUUAAGCCAAUGAUUAUCCCAAAAAAAUGAUUAACGAGAGGCUCAACAACCCUCGAGGAAUGAUUACAAGUAGAUGUACUUUUGAUCCUUAACCUAGGAUCUUUAGGUUGUGUUCUGUUCGCUUGAUCUGAUCAUCUUAAUUUUUAAGGUCUAGUCUAAUCUGAUUUGAUUGUAGUGUAAUUUAAAGUUGUGGCUUCUGGUUUGAGAACUGCAAAUGACCUGGAUUGGAUGUAGAAGGGUGACUUGUUUAAGAACAUUCCUAUUUUCAUCUCCAAUGUUUUUUGUUAUACUCCGUAUUAUCUUUUUCUAAAUUUGUUUGAGAGGUAUAACAUAUUCUCUCAAUAUUGUUGUUUCUGUUGUGGCUUUUUAAUGAAGAGGCAGCUGCCUCCCUCUCAUCUGCACAUGAUAUUUCUGUAUGUCUCUUUCCAAACAGCCCUUCAUAUCUCUCUUGAUCUCAAGAAAGAAACUAGAAAAAGAAAGAACAAAACUAUCAUUCUCUUUGUACUUCUGCAACUGAGAUUAUAGUGUCCAUAAUUGACCAAAGCACCAUCAAUAGUUUCUAGUAGCUAUAUUACUCCGUGCUAUUGUUGUUGCUGCUGCUGCUGUUUUCACCUAUGAAAAGUCUGUGAUGAUAUACUUUUCCAUGUUUCCUUUUUUUGGGCUACGAAAAUUGAGGUAUUUGUUUGACCCGAUCCGUAUCUUGGUGGGGCCAACCUGAAAUGGACUAGGUUGUUGCAGCCAUGGCGGUUUCGGCUCACCACUUCCCUCUGUAGACGAUUUCUCUGUAAAUCUCUUUCCAAACAGCCCUUUUUAUCUUUCUUCAUUGCACAAAGCAACUAACUAGAAUGCCACAAGAGUAGGAUCCUGGAGGGUGUGUGUAUGCGGACCUUACCCAAUACCCGUACUCAGAAGUAGAGAUGUUUCCAAAUCACAACAAACUAAAGAAACACAAAGUUAUUAU